Messenger RNA from Sarcophilus harrisii (Tasmanian devil), 942 nucleotides. Its product is annotated as olfactory receptor 1020-like. Gene Ontology annotation, biological process: sensory perception of smell; G protein-coupled receptor signaling pathway. Gene Ontology annotation, molecular function: olfactory receptor activity; G protein-coupled receptor activity; odorant binding. The transcript has a single exon. The record is from RefSeq and is a predicted model, not a curated record. Gene Ontology annotation, cellular component: membrane. Bases 1 to 942 code for a protein of 313 amino acids. Lineage: Eukaryota; Metazoa; Chordata; Mammalia; Dasyuromorphia; Dasyuridae.
AUGGAUGGAAGUGAUGUUGAAAAUCAAACAGAAGUGAAAUACUUUGUUCUUUUAGGACUCUCAGAUGACCCUGAGUUAAAGCCUAUCCUCUUUGUAGUAUUCUUCUUCAUUUACAUGGCCACCAUGAUGGGUAAUCUGGGCAUGAUAAUAUUGAUCACAAUAGAUUCUAGACUCCACACCCCAAUGUACUUCUUGCUCAGUAGCCUUUCCUUUGUGGAUGGCUGCUACUCUUCUGCUGUCACUCCCAAGAUGCUGGUGAACCUCUUGGCUGACAACAAGGUUAUCUCUAAAAAUGGCUGUGCUGCUCAGUUUUACUUUUUUGGAUCAUUUUUAGGUACUGAGUGUUUCCUCUUGGCUGUGAUGGCAUAUGAUCGCUAUGUGGCCAUCUGCUAUCCACUUUUAUAUUCAGUCAUCAUGUCUGAAAAAGUUUGCAUUAUGUUGGUAGCCACCACAUUCCUUGCUGGCUUUGGUAAUGCAGCUGUCCAUACAGGGAUGACUUUCAAGCUGUCUUUUUGUGCCUCUAAUAAGAUCAACCAUUUCUACUGUGAUACACCACCCCUCCUAAAACUCUCUUGUUCUGACACUCAGAUCAAUGGAAUUGUCAUUAUGGCUUUCUCGAGUUUCAAUGUCAUCAGUUGUGUGCUCAUGGUACUCAUCUCUUAUCUCUUCAUUCUUGUCACCAUCUUGAGGAUGCGAUCUGCUGAGGGCAGGAGCAAAGCUUUUUCCACCUGUGCCUCCCACCUCACAGCCGUAACCAUUUUCUUUGGGACUAUUCUCUUCAUGUAUUUACGUCCCACCUCCAGUUAUUCAAUGGAACAAGACAAAGUGGUGUCUGUGUUUUACACAGUGAUCAUCCCAAUGUUAAAUCCUCUUAUAUACAGCUUAAAAAAUAAGGAUGUGAAAGAUGCCCUGAAGAAGAUCUUGAAAAGACAUAGGAUUUAA